Messenger RNA from Drosophila busckii, 3505 nucleotides. It is a transcript of the gene mip120, whose product is annotated as protein lin-54 homolog. The coding region runs from base 299 to 3253 and encodes 984 amino acids. Gene Ontology annotation, biological process: regulation of DNA-templated transcription. Gene Ontology annotation, cellular component: nucleus. The record is from RefSeq and is a predicted model, not a curated record. Lineage: Eukaryota; Metazoa; Arthropoda; Insecta; Diptera; Drosophilidae. The transcript has 5 exons.
AUGCAGUUUGUAAUAGUCUACAUUUAAAUUUAAUUUUGAAUACUUUUCUCAAGAUAACAAUACCAAGUGCAAAAACAAAGCCCGCAUGCAACUUGAAAGGUGCAGAGUGUUGAGUUAACAGUUAAAAACGUGAUUGUGUUGUUUAAUUAGCAAAUCGGGAGGUGUUCGUAUAUGAACGUUGCGUUGUAGCUCUGGCCACAAGAUUUUCUUUUAUUCGUUUUGCGCGCAGGAAAGUAACCAAAACAAAUACAAAGGCAUUCACAACUGAUAAGGAUUGCCACAGUCAUUAACAGGAAUAAUGAAUACCAGCACUGGCUCUGAAAUGGAUGAACUGGACGACACCACGCCGUUACCAGAGCUUACUCUAUAUGAUAUGCUAGAGACACCAUCGGAUGAGCAGCAGUCAGACGUUGCUGCGGAUACGGGAGACGAUGAGGAGGAGUAUGAAGACGAAGAAUAUUUGUCAACCUCUGCCAAUGAUUCGCUGAAUACGCCACGACCAAAAAAACCAAAUGUACGAAUAUUGGAGAACAAGCGUUUAACUCCGGGCGCGCCAAUUGGCAUGGCAUUAAAGAAUAUCUUGGGUGAAUCCGUCAAGUUGGUGACAACGCCUCCAAAGACAACGCAAUCAACGGAAAUUAAAAUUUUAAACAAACUACAGACGAAGCCAAUUAAAACGUUCAGCAAUACGGCCGUUAAAAUUGGCAGCACGACAAUUGCAAGCACCUCGGCCUCAGCAGCAGCAGCAGCAACAACGACUACAGCAACAACGGUAACGCCAAAGCAAAUUAGAGGGAUUACUAUGACGCAAAUAAAAACCACGGAUGGCAAAGUGAUUUAUCUACAAAAAUCGUUGCCAGCUGCAGACGCACAAAAACUGCCAGUUGGUGUAACAACUGCAACGACAACAACAACAACUGCACGUCUGACUAAAACAGUGCCCGUGAGUUCCGCUGGCAUUAGACAGACGCUGCUGCCCAAGGGAGUUAGUAUAGCUAGCACGGGUUUAAUAAAGAGCAGCGCCGGCAGUACGCCCAUUACUGUUAGAGGCAUAACGGCAAUUGGUAGCUCGCCCACAAAAAUCUCGCCUAACGCCACGACAACGGUUACAGCAACCUUGUCCACAAGUCCAACAACCUCAACCGCUGGAGCUGUUGGAAACAAGAUGGCCAUACAAAUGGUGCGCACAGCAGAUGGCAAGCUUAUCAAACUAAAUCAAGGGACAGCUUCAAUGCUGCUCAAUGCUAAGGCAGCAGCGGGUGCGCUAAAGGCAACAACAACGGCAGCAACAACGACAACGGCAGCGACAACGACAACUGAUACGCAAGCCAAGGCAGUUGGUUCGCCAGUAAUUAUUAAAGGUGCACUAAAGCAGCUGCCAGCUGGUGCAACUCUCAAGACGACCACAACCAGCGCCAGCACCGCAACUAGCAAUGCAACAAGUCCAGCAGCUUCCACAGCGCUGCCCGGUGGCAAGUUGCUUGUACAAAGUGCGGGCAAGCAAAUUGUAGUUGCCAGCAAAAACAUUAUCAAAUUGUCACCCAAGCCAGGUGCUAGCGGUGCUACUGCUAGCAACGCCAGCAUACAAUUGGGCGGCAAGAGCGGUGGUGUACAAAUUGUGCGCGUACUACCCAGCAAUAAAAGUGGCACCAGUACAUUGACCAGUCCACAAAAUGUGUCAAUUGGACGCCCGCGCACGAUUAGCAGUAACAAUAGCAGCAGCACCAGCAGCAACAACAACAAUAGCAGCAACACAACAAAUGUUUCCAUCACUAAUGCUGGAAAAAUUGUUAUGAAAACCAUGGGCGGCAGCAUUGUGCCGUUGCCAUCAAUGCAGACAUUGGUAUCCAGACGUGGACCAAGCGGCGCAGCUAAUAUAACGCAUGCCAAGACGCCGAGCAGCCAAGCUCAACCGAUUAAGCAUCGUCUCUCGGAUCUCAAUGUGCAAAUCAAGCAUAUGACGGGUGAAGGCGGCGAAGGACCCGAUGCGAAAAAGGCGCGCUAUGUUAUUUCCAUGCCGCGUGUUCCAGGAGCCCCAAGAACUACGCCUGUGACGCAACAGCAGCUUCAGAAACUUAUGGCAACACGACCGUCGCAAGUGAAACGUAUAUCGUUGCCGUCCCCUGUUAGAAGCAGCAAAACUGCUGACACAAGCAAAGCUGCUGCUGAUAGCGACGGUGGUAACAGCACUGGUCGUAAGGUGUACAAUCUUAUUACCAAGAGUAAUGCAAAUGGUGUCAAGUAUAUGAUUUGCAACAAGACAUCUGAGGGUAAGCCGCACUCUGUCUACAACACAACAAUGCGGCGUGGGUAUACUUUAAAUGAUCCCGCCAAGAUAAGACGCGGAGUGCCCCUUACAGUGCAGCAGGCAAAACUCAAGCAGAUGAGAUUGCAACAUCAGCGUAAGGUAUUGGCGCAUAAUCAGACCAAGCUGCGCCAAGCACAUCUACAAAAACAGCAGCAGAAAGUUAAGCCAACGCAACCGCAGCAGCCUAAGGAACAACAACAACAAGAUCAGUCAACGCAAGGCAAAUCCGGCAAAGCACUUUUUGAUGUUCUAAAGCCGCCAGCUGCACCAGCGGCAUCAGCUUUGGAUGCCUUGGGUGGCUCGCGACGCAAGCAUUGCAACUGCAGCAAGUCUCAGUGCUUAAAGCUCUAUUGUGACUGCUUUGCCAAUGGUGAAUUUUGCCAGGAUUGCACCUGCAAGGAUUGCUUUAACAAUUUGGACUAUGAAGUGAAACGCGAGCGUGCAAUACGCAGCUGCCUGGAGCGUAAUCCGAGCGCUUUCAAACCCAAAAUUACAGCGCCCAACUCUGGCGAUAUGCGGCUGCAUAACAAAGGUUGUAACUGCAAGCGCUCCGGCUGUUUGAAGAACUAUUGCGAGUGCUACGAAGCCAAAAUACCUUGUUCGUCCAUGUGCAAAUGCAUGGGCUGUCGAAAUAUGGAAGAUCGUCCGGAUGUGGAUAUGGAUUCUAUGGAUGGCUUGAAUGAUGCCAAAUUCCACGCCAAGCAUAAGGAUGUGAAUGGUACUCAAGAAAAUCGCUCCAAUCUCUAUCUAACCGACGAAGUAAUAGAGGCAACUAUCAUGUGUAUGAUAUCGCGUAUUGUUAUGAAUGAAAAACAAAAUAUGGCCUUGGAAGAUACUGAGCGUGAAGUUAUGGAGGAGCUGGGGGAAAGUUUAAAUCAAAUUAUAACAUUUGCCAAGGAGAAGAAUGAUACAAAGCAGCAGGAUGAAACAAAAGCAGCGACUUAAGCAGAUUCUGCUUGAAAAGUAAAGAAACAAAAUCAAUUAAAACAAUUUAAAUCAAUAAUUUUAAUUAGAUGCGUAAUUUUAAACAAACAGUCAACAUAACAACACACAAACGGACACUAAUUCAAUAUUUGUAUGUGUAUAUUAGUUGUAAGCUUAAACGGACCCUUUUUGAAUUUCUCAAAUAAUUCGGCUUAAUGUAAGCUUUCUAAAAGUUGACCUUUAAUUAUCAUAUGUAAAACGUAAAGUGCAAAU